GGGGUCUGGCUUCACUGAGGGGAAUGCCCUGACUAAGCCAUUAGAGCCUUGAGUAUUAUCACCCUAGUGUGCAAGGAGAGACCGUCUCCCCAUGCUUGUGGGAGAGUGAUUGGGAUUUUCCAUUCGGUGUCAAGGCACCGCAGGCUGUAAAAGGCAGGUUGGUUCUGUUUAGGAGACCCUAACCUAGUUCAGUCCAGCGUCUCAGGACUGCAGCUGGAGCUAUGGCGGGUACAGGUGACUAGAGGCCAGGGGUAGCACAGGGAGAGAUGUUGAGGAAGUGCAGAGACAAGUUCACUGACUGAAUGACAGAAUGAGCUGAUGACAUCACUACCACGGGGCCAAGGGUGGGGGGAGGGGUCAGCAGGGAGAGGGCUGGUUGUGCCGAGCCAGCAGUAGAUGUUUAUAUUUAGCCAGGGAGAGGAAAAGAGGGGGUCAAACUAGAGAGAGGUGGGGGAUCUGUUUGUCAUAAUGCCUUACCUCCUGCGUCCAUCAGGGGUUGAGGGCUCCUCAGGUAUCUUUUUUGGGGUAGGGUCAUAUGUCAAACCAAGCUGCUGCAGCACUGAAGUGUAGAUAUUAGGGAUCAAUGUUCUAGAGAUGUCCUUUGUCAGAUAGAAUAAGAUAAUCUGCUAUAAAUAAUGUGCCAGCAGAAUCAGACAUUCCUAUGUAUGUGACAGUGCACACACACAGCGUGUUGCAUGCCCCCACGCUGCAGGGCUCGGCUGGCAGUUAAAUAAAGCAGCAUGCCACAAGUGAAGGAAUGAGAGAGAGGCAAAGAGGGAAGGGAGGGUGAGAGAAUGACAGAAAGGAGGAAGAGGGAGGGGCAGAGGUGCGGGGGAGGGAGAGGAGAUUUAUUUCCACAGCUGAGUGCUGCCCCUCUCCUCUCUGCCUUUGCGUGGAUCUGGGCUAGACGGCUGAGAGGCGGAGAGUGAGGAGACAACCAAGGUGAAUAGUGAGGGGAAGAAGGGAAUAAACUGAGUCCAGGAGGAGGAGUGCUGAUAUGGAUGCUUUAGCUCUAGAGGCCACCAGCCCGAAGAAGGCGGCUAACGGGGCAGCGGGUGCCGCCCCGCCGCCGUCCGCCACCCCUGCCAAGCGUAAGCCUGCUAAGAAAGCUAAAAAAGCUGUUGUUUUCUUUGAGGUGGAGAUACUGGAUGCCAAGACUAAGGACAAGCUCUGCUUCCUGGACAAGGUUGAGCCAAAUGCCACCAUCGGGGAGAUCAAGUCUAUGUUCCACAAGAGCCAUCCUCAGUGGUACCCAGCCAGACAGUCCAUUCGCCUUGACCCCAAGGGAAAGUCUCUGAAGGAUGAAGACGUUCUCCAGAAUCUCCCUGUGGGAACCACUGCAACCUUCUACUUCAGAGACCUUGGAGCCCAGAUCAGCUGGGUCACGGUCUUCCUGACAGAGUACACUGGUCCUUUGCUCAUCUAUCUGAUGUUUUACUUCCGGGUUCCCUUCAUCUACGCACCCAAAUAUGACUUCACCACCAGUAAACACUGGGUCGUACAUCUGGCUUGUAUGUGUCACUCCUUCCACUACGUAAAGAGGCUGCUGGAGACGCUCUUUGUCCAUCGCUUCUCUCAUGGCACCAUGCCACUGCGCAACAUCUUUAAGAACUGCAGCUACUACUGGGGCUUUGCUGCAUGGAUGGCCUACUAUAUCAACCACCCGCUGUACACACCGCCCAUAUAUGGGGAGCAACAAAUAAGACUGGCCCUCAUCAUAUUCUUGUUCUGUCAGAUCGGCAACUUCUCUAUCCACAUUGCUCUGCGGAACCUCCGUCCACCAGGUUCGAAGACAAGGAAGAUUCCCUAUCCAACUAAGAAUCCUUUCACCUGGAUCUUCCUCCUGGUCUCCUGCCCCAACUACACUUACGAGCUGGGCUCUUGGCUUGGCUUCACACUGAUGACCCAGUGCGUGCCCGUGGCGUUCUUCACCCUGGUGGGUUUCAUCCAGAUGACCGUGUGGGCCAAGGGGAAGCACCGCAGCUACCUGAAGGAGUUCCGCGACUACCCUCCCCUCCGCUCACCAAUCCUGCCCUUCAUUUUGUAGAGGACUACAUGGCAACUCCCUUGUCCCAUCUAAUUUACCCCAGUUUAUAGGAGCCAAGUUCACCAACCCUUCCACCCAAACCCCAACCAAUCUUUUCCCCUCAAAAGGAAGAGCAUUCCUUCACUUUUCCCUUCCCCCAGCAUUUACACUGGAACUGAUCAGACUGACUGGGAAUGAAUCCAACCAUCCCUUUUUUUUCCUGUACCCACUUCUUCUGUACUUCACUUCCCAAGCCCUCAAUCCCAGUCAUGUUGAGGAGAAAGGUACAACACUAAACAUUUGCUCUGAUUAUUAUCAUUAUUAUUUUUUUUUCCUUAAAUUGCUAAUGAAGAACCCCCUCUGAUUGGCUGUAAUGACUUAUCUGUGUCUGAGCUUCCAGGAGUCUUUUUAUCUCCCAGGCUUUACAAUAUAAUUCUGCUCUUGAAUGACAGGCAGAACAGAGUGGGAAAGAUGUCCAACCACUCUGAUCCCAUCUAGCGCUGUUUUUUGUUUGUUUUGGGGCUGAAUCUUCAUCUAGUGAAGAAAUAAUCUAUAUGUAUUGAGUUUUGUUGUCCACAAAUCCAAAUUUGAAAAUACGACAACUUCAUGGUUGUCUUUUCUUUUGCAACUUGAAUUUUGUUGAUGUCUGACAAAGUAAUUUAUUAAAAAAAAGUUAACCAAAA
Molecule: messenger RNA, 2709 nt
Organism: Myripristis murdjan (pinecone soldierfish)
Lineage: Eukaryota; Metazoa; Chordata; Actinopteri; Holocentriformes; Holocentridae
Gene: tecrb
Product: trans-2,3-enoyl-CoA reductase b
Exons: 11
Coding region: 998-2047 (349 amino acids)
Biological process (GO): very long-chain fatty acid biosynthetic process
Molecular function (GO): oxidoreductase activity, acting on the CH-CH group of donors
Source: RefSeq, a predicted model, not a curated record